Molecule: messenger RNA, 498 nt
Organism: Penicillium chermesinum
Lineage: Eukaryota; Fungi; Ascomycota; Eurotiomycetes; Eurotiales; Aspergillaceae
Product: putative arsenate reductase (Arc2)
Exons: 3
Coding region: 1-498 (165 amino acids)
Source: RefSeq, a predicted model, not a curated record
AUGGCCAAUACAGGCUCCGAAGCGCCACCCUGGCACGCGGCGUACCCAACGCCUCAAAUCAAAGCGCCCUCGGUCAGCCGCGAAGAAGUGUUGCAGUGGCUUCGCGACGGCAAAGCCGGAGAGGACUUUGUGCUGGUGGAUCUGCGUCGCAAUGACUUCGAGGUAUCGGGGCCACGAUGCCCGAGAAUGAAAAAAUCCCCCAGGGGGGGCACGAUCCGAGGGUCUCUCAAUUUGCCAGCGCAGAGCCUGUUCCUGACUAUCCCUACCCUGUACAAGGUGCUAGAGGGUAGUGGCGUCGAGAAGGUGGUUUGGUACUGCGGGUCCAGCGGAGGACGCGGGACUCGUGCGGCCGGGUGGUUUGCGGAUUACCUGGCUGAGCGUGAUACGAGGCUGCAAAGCUUGGUGCUCACAGGGGGAAUUAAAGGGUGGGCUUCGGCCGGACCAGAAUAUACCGAAUGGAUGGACGAGUAUGAUGCGGCUGCGUGGGCGCGUAAGUAA